GAAAAUGGCGGCUCGGCAGCGGCGGCAUCGAUCGCGUUAUGCAAAGUUGCCGCGGGACAACUUUUGUGAUGAGGAAGCUCAGAAGGCGAUUGGCGCACCUUCUUUUACGACUUCCAUGGAAUGGGACACGCUGGUAGUGAAGGGGUCCUCGCCGCUCGGCCUCGCGGGGCUGGAGGCCGAGGAGCCGCUAGGCGGUCCGCGGCUGCCUGCUUGGUUGCAGCCGGAUCGGUGCGCGGUGUUCCAGUGCGCCCAGUGCCACUCCGUGCUCGCUGACUCGGUGCACCUCGCUUGGGACCUGUCGCGGGUGCUGGGGGCCGUGGUUUUCUCCAGAGUCACGAAUAACGUCAUUUUAGAAGCGCCCUUAUUAGUUGGCAUUGAAGGUUCGCUCAAAGGCAGCACUUACAACCUCUUAUGCUGCAAUUUCUGUGAGAUUCCCAUUGGUUUCCAUCUAUAUUCUACCCAUGCUGCCCUGGCUGCCGUGAGAGGUCACUUCUGCCUUUCCACUGACAAAAUGGUGUGCUAUCUCUUAAAAACAAAAGCCAUGGUGAAUGCAUCUGAAAUAGAAAUUCACAACAUACCUCUAUCAGAAAAGAUUACAGAGCUCAAAGAGAAGAUAAUGCUAACACAUACUCGCUUAAAUUCACUAAUGAAGCUUCUGAAGGAAGUGACUUCUGACCAGUCCAAGCCAGAAAACUAAUCCAGAACCAGGGCUUCAGUAUCAGAUUCAGGCUUUAUUGUGAUCUUCAACAACAGGUGCUGCCUGAUCAUUUCUCAAGAAUGGUUGACUCAAGAAUGAGAGGAAAAUGUGGUUUAUUAUGUUUACCUCCAGGCUGAUUUUCCAAAUGAUUUAUGAAUCUAUCACUAGAAGAAGAGAAACUAAGGAGCCUGUUGUUAAGGUUUCAUAGCUAUUUGCCUUAAGAACUUAUGUUAGGUUUUUAUCUGUUUCAUAAUAUGUAUUUCUGAAAAUAUCUUUGCCUAUAAAUUUUGGGAUUAGGAGGCAGUAUAUCGUUUGUGUUCUGAUUGACAGACACAUGGUUGGUCUGACAAGAGUUGGAUUUAAUGUUGUCUACUAUUAUUCCUACAUGGAACAAUAUUAUAUGAAUACUGAUAAAUCAUUUUUUUCUUAUGUAAAAUGCAUAUUCUUUAGGGAAUGUUCAAUAGAUUUACUGGAUAAUACAAAAUUUAUCUCUCUUUUCAGUGUCUGUUUAUCAGUCUAAUAAUAAAAGGAAUGAUAAAACAUUAAACAUUCACUGAAAUGCUG
Molecule: messenger RNA, 1261 nt
Organism: Choloepus didactylus (southern two-toed sloth)
Lineage: Eukaryota; Metazoa; Chordata; Mammalia; Pilosa; Megalonychidae
Gene: OIP5
Product: Opa interacting protein 5
Exons: 5
Coding region: 5-697 (230 amino acids)
Biological process (GO): chromosome segregation; CENP-A containing chromatin assembly
Cellular component (GO): nucleus; chromosome, centromeric region; chromatin
Source: RefSeq, a predicted model, not a curated record